Pygocentrus nattereri (red-bellied piranha) is the source of this 1266-nucleotide messenger RNA. RefSeq lists its product as uncharacterized. The transcript is spliced from 3 exons. The record is from RefSeq and is a predicted model, not a curated record. The coding region runs from base 387 to 1049 and encodes 220 amino acids. Lineage: Eukaryota; Metazoa; Chordata; Actinopteri; Characiformes; Serrasalmidae.
GUCUUGAUCAAAAAGCAGGGUAAACCCAGCAUGUCAUUCCACGCGGAAAAUCAGGGGAGGAAUUUUGUGAAGGCAGUGAGUCCUUCACUUAAGAACGGAAUUAGCUCUCUCAAUGCCUUAACCAUCAGCCUCUUAGCUACAGAUAAAGACCUUCUGUAUGUGGCCAAAAAUGAUUCAAAGUUCAGGGAAAUUAGGAGUGCUAUAGUUGGUGCACAGCAAAAGCUGGGGGAGGCCGAGUCGGCUGCAUGUGGGGAACUCAAAUUGGUAGAUUAUCGCUUUGAAAAGCUGACGGUUAUAAAGGGGAAUCUAUCUAGACAGCAGGAAAACACAAAAAAUAAACUACAAAUUUAAAAAUUGAGCAAAGUAAUAACAAAGCCACGCUAGACAUGUAUAAAGCAAAUAAAAACUCUGCAGAGUAUCGUCUUAGAGAAGUACGUGAGGAGCUCAUGCAUCACAAGAGGCAAGUGGAGGAGGCAGAAGCUCUAAGGGAUGCUGGAUUUGGGAUCACAUUUAUUCCCAUUCUCGGAUGGAUUGCUGGUCCAAUAAUGAUGACAGCGGCUGAAAAUGACAUUGAAAAUGCAACUUUCUGUGUCAGUCAGGCAGAGGAAACAGUUGAACAAUUUGACUCCCAGGUGCGAGGGUUCAGCUGGAAAGUGUCUACCUGUGAGAGAAAAAUCGAUCAGACUCGCAAUGAGAUUUCAAAGACAGAGGAUGAGCUGAGGCAGACAUGCUGGGAGAUUAAGGACAUCCUAAUGCAGCGGAAGAAGAUUGCUGACUUCCAGGAGAAGAUGAGGAGCUCUGUCAAAGUUCUUGGUUGUCUUGCUGGGACAUGCAAUGUGGCAGAAAUCCAAACACGCUGCUUUGUGUUGCUGGAGGCGAUGAUGAAGAUAUUGCAGGACUUUGUCGCACUGGCGGAAGGGCUCAGAGAAGAUCGCCUUCUCCGUGAUGAAGGCAUUAAAGCCCUCAUCACAAACCUGCAAGUCAACUACAUCAAACUUAAGGCCAUUGCUGUGCCUCCUGAUACCUCUGCCAUUGAAAAUUACAUAUGAGUUUUCCAUUCAUUUUGUGCAUGACUUAUGCUUCUUUGUCUUUGCCUUUUUGGUGGUGUGUAGGGGUGGUGGUAGAAAGGGGAAUAGCCUUCACAAAUGUAUUGUAUGCCUACCUGCUUAAGGCUUUGCAAAAGCUGUCUUUAUACUGAGUGGUUAUUUUAAAAUUCUAUUAAUGGAGGUGAAGUAAAAAUGCACUUCACCCACAGUUAACCAUGAC